CCCAACUCCCGCAGACGGCCAUUUCCAGUACUUCCACACUCCAGCUCUACUCUAUCGCACUGUUGAGAACCUCUCCGUUUGUCCCUCUUCCCCUCCAUGUCUUCCAUAGUCGGAUACGAUGGAAGCUAACGUACUACACGCAUCUCCAUUCUCACCGCCGCGCUCGACCCUCCGACUUGUUUCCGUGAACGGACCACUGUCUUUCGUAUUCCUCAACAACCUAGCUCUCAGAAGCUUCCACCGCUUUCGUCGUCUUCCAAACCCUCGCUCCAAGGUUAUUGGAGGACUGAAUUUGAGUAGUGGAAUUUCGGAAGGUGAGAAUGGUGAUAUUUUGUGGGAGACCUGCUUUACGCGUACACUGCCUCCUGCGUUGACGCUCCAGCAGGGGCUAGGGAAGAUGAAGGAGGCUGUUGAGAAGCUGAAGCUCAAUCCUCCUCGUACAAGUAGUGGAAUUUGUAGAUUUCAGGUUGCGGUGCCCCCAAGUGUGAAAGCUUUGGAUUGGUUUUUCUGUCAACCAGUGUCAUCUGAAGUGUUUCCUCAAUUUUUUCUUUCCAAGGAGAUGGAGAACCCAGUGUGUAAAUCACUUUAUUUAAAUGGAAUCCGUGGAGUUUUUGGAAUUGGUACUGCAGCAUACAUUGCAUGUUCUUCUUCUAUCACAAGAGAGUGGAGUUUGUUCAAGAUUAAAACGUAUCUCUCCGAUGAUUCAACAUUUAUAAAGGCUUAUCUUAUCAUGGGUUCUGAUUUAUACGAGGAGCCAUCUUCAUUGACGCAUGAAAGUGGUUCACUUUACCUCUUUAUUCCUCAGAUUGAACUAGACGAAUGCCGGGAUAUGUCUAUUUUAACAUCUACACUGGCAUGGAAUGAGUCUUCUCAUUAUGCAUUUGAAGGUGCUGUUUACUCUUAUGAGUUGUCUCUUGAGCAGGCCAGUAGUCAUUUUUCUCAAAUUGCUGAGAAAUGCCGCAACAAAUGCAGGACAUCUACUCUCAGAAAUUUCAAUAUGGUGGAAGAUAAAAAUGUUAAGAUGGUCUACCUAAAUGCUUUAUCAGUGAGUGCCAGAGAAAAAAAAGAUAUUAUAACUGACUCCUUGGAACUGAACGAUGCCUUCUAUUCGAGGCAAUUUUGUAUCAGGCUCUCACCAACUAUUGCUGUUUCCAGUAACAUGUUGGAUUGUUCCAGAGUUUUGAGUUACAAUGAGAAACACUAUGCAAACAUCAAUACUGUGUGGGCAUCACUAAUAAUUGAGGAAUGCUGUCGACUUGGUUUGACGUAUUUUUGUGUAGCUCCAGGAUCAAGGUCCUCUCCCCUUGCUGUUGCUGCCUCCACACAUCCACUUACAACUUGCAUGUCAUGCUUUGAUGAGCGCUCACUUGCAUUUCAUGCCAUUGGUUAUGCGAGAGGAUCUCAUAAACCAGCAGUAGUGAUUACGUCAUCGGGCACUGCAGUCUCAAAUCUUCUUCCUGCUGUUGUGGAGGCUAGUCAAGACUUUGUACCCAUUUUGUUACUCACAGCGGAUCGUCCUCCUGAGCUGCAGGAGGCUGGGGCAAACCAAGCAAUUAAUCAGGUCAAUCAUUUUGGAUCUUUUGUGAGGUUUUUCUUUAGUCUUCCUCCACCUACUGAUCAUAUUCCUGCGCGGAUGGUACUUACCACUCUCGACUCUGCUUUGUAUUGGGCAACCUCUUCACCAAGUGGCCCUGUUCAUAUCAACUGUCCUUUUAGGGAGCCUCUUGAAAGUAGUCCAAGAAAAUGGAUGUUGAAUUGCCUAGAAGGAUUAGAUUUUUGGAUGUCAAGUGAUGAACCAUUUACGAAGUAUAUCCAAGUGCAAAAUUCUCACGCAUGCAAUGACACACAAUACCAAAUGGCAGAGGUUCUAGAAGUGAUUCAACGGGCUAGUCAAGGGCUUCUACUUUUUGGUGCACUCCGCACAGAGGAUGAGAUGUGGGCAGCUCUUCUUAUUGCUAAACAUCUUCGGUGGCCAGUUGUAGCUGACAUCUUAUCGGGUUUACGGUUGAGAAAGCUUUUGAUCUCUUUUCAUGAAGUUGAAGAGAACUUUUUAUUUGUUGAUUAUCUUGAUCAUGUUCUGCUCUCAGAAUUGGUCCGGAACAAGGCACAUGCUGAUGUUAUUAUUCAGAUUGGGAGCAGGAUAACUAGCAAGCGCAUUUCUCAGUUCUUAGAGGAGUGCUUUCCAUGCUCAUAUAUCUUGGUUGACACGCAUCCAAGUCGCCAUGAUCCUUCACAUAUUAUCACACACAGGAUUCAGAGUACCAUUACUCAAUUUGCUGAUUUUUUACUUAAAGCUCAAUUUCCCCGACUAAGCGAAAAAUGGACUGCUUUGCUACGAGCGCUAGAUAAGAUGGUUGCAUCGGAGAUAUCCUUUCAAAUUCAUUCAGAGAACUCCUUGACUGAACCUCAUGUUGCACAUGUUAUUUCAGAAGGACUUUGCUCUGAUUCUGCUUUGUUUAUUGGGAAUAGUAUGGCAAUACGUGAUGCAGACAUGUAUGGAUGUAAUUGGGUGAGAUGUACCUAUGACACUGAUGCUACAUUGUUUUCCUCUGAACAAAAAUGUCACUGGAUAGAUGUGGCUGGGAAUAGAGGAGUUAGUGGUAUUGAUGGUUUGCUUAGCACAGCUAUUGGUUUUGCUGUAGGAUGCCAGAAAAGGGUACUUUGUGUGAUUGGAGAUGUUUCUUUCCUUCAUGAUACGAAUGGGUUGGCGAUUUUCGGCCACAGGAUGUGGCGGAAACCAAUGACGGUGCUUGUUAUAAACAAUCAUGGCGGUGCAAUCUUCAGUCUCCUUCCUGUUGCUAAUAGAACUGAUGCGACUAUACUGAAUCAGUAUUUCUACACCUCACAUAACAUUUCAGUCCGCAAGCUGUGUAAUGCACAUGGUGUGAAGCAUUUGCAUGUCCGAACGAAAGUGGAACUCCAGGAUGCUUUAUUCUCAUCUCAACAGCGUGAAACAGAUUGUGUUAUAGAAGUUGAGAGCUGCAUUGAUGCCAAUGCAUCAUUUCACAGUAAGUUGAGAAAAUUUGCAUGCCAAGCAGCAGAUCAUGCUAUGAGCCUCUUUUCAAGGCUCUCACUUCCAGAUUCUGCUGUAUUCAGCUUCCUUCAUUUUGAGGUCAGUAGAUUGGAGUAUUCAGAAUACAGAAUUCUGCUAUCUGCUCCACCUACUUCAAUUUCCAUCAAUAAUGACCCCACCAAGUUUUACAGAGAAGGCUUCAUUUUAACCUUGUCUCUUGAAGAUGGAGGCGUUGGAUUUGGUGAGGUGGCACCUCUUGAAAUUUACAAGGAAAAUUUUUUUGAAGUAGAAGCGCAACUUCAGUUUCUUGUUCAUGCAAUUAAAGGAGUUAAGAUUAGUUACUUAUUACCCCUGCUUAGGGGCUCAUUUUCUUCUUGGAUAUGGAGCAGCCUGGGGGUCCCGCCAUAUUCAAUAUUUCCAAGUGUCAGAUGUGGCCUGGAGAUGGCCAUCCUCAAUGCUAUAGCUCUAAGGCAAGGUUCCAAUUUGUUAAAUAUGCUUCAUCCCCAUAUGGAUAAAGAGGAAGAAAUAUGUGAAAGGUCAUCUAAGGUUCAGAUUUGUGCCCUUAUUGAUGCUAGUGGAACCCCAGCAGAGGUGGCUUAUAUUGCUAGAAGGCUUGUGAAGGAAGGAUUUGCAGCAAUUAAGCUAAAGGUAGCACGUCGCGCAGAACCCAUUGAAGAUGCUGCAGUUGUUGAAGAAGUAAGAAAGAAGGUUGGACAUGAGAUUGAACUCCGUGCUGAUGCCAAUAGAAAAUGGACCUAUAAAGAAGCAAUUCAAUUUGGAGCUUGUGUGAAAAAUUGUGGCCUACAGUAUAUUGAGGAACCUGUUCAGAAUGAAGGAGAUAUAAUUAAGUUUUGUGAAGAGACUGGCUUACCUGUUGCACUGGAUGAAACCAUUGACUGUAUCAAAGAUCAUCCUCUCAAAACACUUGCGAAGUUCACUCACCCAAGAGUAGUUGCUGUUGUCAUCAAACCUAGUGUUGUUGGGGGUUUUGAAAAUGCAUCACUUAUUGCAAGAUGGGCCCAGCAGCAGAGAAAAAUGGUUGUCGUCAGUGCUGCAUUUGAAAGUAGUUUAGGUUUGUCAGCAUAUAUUCAGCUGGCUUGUUAUUUUGAGCUGCAAAAUGUGAAAACAUGCAGGAUGAUGAAGAGAGAACUGGCCCCAUCUGUUGCCCAUGGUUUUGGAACUUACCGAUGGCUUCAAGAAGAUGUAACCACUGAAACUCUCGAGAUUUCUCGUAAUCCAAACAGCGGCUUUGUAGAAGCAUCUGUUGCCAAUGCUGCUCGACUAUUGCAAAAUUUUCAAAUCAACUGCAACAAUAUUUCUAGAACCUUUUCUGGGGAGCAAAUACGAGCAUACCAAUUGACUGUGGAAUAUGAAGGUCUAUCAUGUUUCUUCAAUAUGCAAGAGAUUGGACCAUGCACUAAUAAUAAUGUACUUGUGUUUCUUCAUGGAUUCCUUGGAACUGGUGAAGACUGGAUUCCUAUCAUGAAGGCCCUCUCAGGAUCUGCAAGAUGCAUUUCAAUUGAUCUUCCUGGACAUGGUGGAACGAAAAUUCAAAGCCAGGCCUCUAACAAAGCCGCACCAGAACUCAAUUUGUCAAUUGAAGUUAUUGCAAGUGUUUUGUUUGAGUUAUUUAAUCACAUCACUCCUGGGAGAGUUACUCUUGUUGGAUAUUCUAUGGGAGCUAGGAUCACAUUAUACAUGACCCUGAGGUUCAGUUAUAAGAUUGAAGGAGCUGUUAUUAUAUCUGGAAGCCCAGGACUAAAGGAGUUAGCAGCAAGAAAAAUUCGUAGGGCUAGAGAUGACCGCAAAGCACGCUCCCUCAUUACAUAUGGUUUGGAGCAUUUUAUGGACACAUGGUAUGCGGGAGAGCUGUGGAAGAGCUUAAGAGGCCAUCCCCAUUUUGAUCAGAUAGCUGCCAGACGCUUGCAACAUGGAGACGUGCACACUCUUGCAAAAGUUCUGUCUGAUUUAAGCAUUGGGAGGCAGCCGCCAAUGUGGGAAGACUUGAAGCAAUGCCAACUGCCCCUUAUGAUUAUCGUUGGAGAGAGAGAUUGGAAGUUCAAGAGAAUUGCUCAGGCAAUGUGCCACGAAAUUGGCUAUGGUACAAAAAGCACAGAUGACCUGGGGCAGAAGCUUUAUGAAAUGGUUGAAGUUCCCAACUGUGGGCAUGCCGUUCAUCUAGAGAACCCUCUUCAUGUUAUCAGCACAUUGAGAAAAUUUUUUAUGAGACUGAAUUGAGAUUCAAUGCCAAAUCAAAAUAUAUUUUAAGGUAGUGUCAAAUUCCAGUACCCAAAUAAAUGUGGAAUGAAAUGUUACAAAUAUCAUAUAUGUGGCAUCUCAUUGAUGGGAAUGUUGAUAGAUGCUGCAAAAUAGAUGCCCCCCUGAUUGAAACAUAUGUUACCACAAAAACAUGACAUUGUCUUUCUAAACACAAUUUCUUCAAAAAUAUAAUGUCUUUCAUUCUUUUA
Molecule: messenger RNA, 5481 nt
Organism: Malania oleifera
Lineage: Eukaryota; Viridiplantae; Streptophyta; Magnoliopsida; Santalales; Ximeniaceae
Product: protein PHYLLO, chloroplastic
Exons: 28
Coding region: 119-5251 (1710 amino acids)
Biological process (GO): menaquinone biosynthetic process; amino acid catabolic process
Molecular function (GO): 2-succinyl-5-enolpyruvyl-6-hydroxy-3-cyclohexene-1-carboxylic-acid synthase activity; thiamine pyrophosphate binding
Source: RefSeq, a predicted model, not a curated record